UUGAUCGGAGCAGCGACUCGUCUUAGGCUGUGAGAUUUCUACUGAAAAACACAUAACUGGAGGAUUUUAGGUGUAAACCUGAAGAGACUGUGAGCUGGUGAGUCCUGCUGAAGGUUUAAGAAGAAAUGGCUGAAAAAAUUACUGCUUUUGAGAAAUACCUGACCUGCCAUGUGUGUUUAGAGACAUUCAGAGAUCCUGUGUCUCUGAGCUGUAACCACAGCUUCUGUUCAAGCUGCCUGAAACAAUUCUGGGAAAAAGCUGGAAACAAAAACUGUCCGAUUUGUCAAAGAAAAUCCUCCAAAGACAAUCUAGCUGUGAACUUUGCUCUGAAGGAGCUGGCAGAAUCCUUUGCUGGCAGACAGAAAUCUGGAUCAUCUGAGGGAGAAGAGAGGGACAAGGAGGAGGAGCUGGUGUGUCGUGAACACCAAGAAGAGCCCAGACUGUUCUGUGUGCAGGAGCAGAGAGCUUUGUGUACUGUCUGCCAUUUUCCUCAUGACAGCAGCCACAGAGUGAUUCCUGUAGAAGAAGCAGUGAAGGAUCUGAAGGAGACGCUGAGAUGUGACUUCAAGUCUCUGCAGGACAAGAGGGAGAAAUACCAACAGCUGCAGAAAACAUACAGGGACGUGGUCCAAGAGUCCAAGAAGCAGCUGGAGUCCACAGAGAGGCAGAUCAGAGCCCAGUUCAACAAGCUGCACCAGUUCCUGAGAGAGGAAGAGGAGUCCAGACUGGCAGCUCUGAGGGAGGAAGAGGAGCAGAAGGCAGAGCGUGUGAGCAGAGAGAUGAAGAGGAUGGAGGAGCAGAUCUCCUCCCUCUCAGACUGCAUGGCUGCUGUUGAAGCAGAGCUGCAGAAAGCCAGCGGGGCGUUCCUCAGCAGCUCCAGAGACGCUCAGAGCCGAGCCAGAGCCCAGUGCUCACUGUCAGAUCCACAGCUGCCCUCAGGACUGCUCAUAGAUGUGGCCAAACACCUGGGAAACCUGUCCUUCUCAGUCUGGAGCAAGAUGAAGGACCUGGUCCACUUCACUCCUCUCAUUCUGGACCCAAACACUGCAGCUUGCAACCUCUACCUGUCUGAUGAUCUGACCAGUGUGAGAUAUGGAGACACUCGGCAGCUUCCUGAUAAUCCAGAGAGAUUCAUUAAGUAUCGUAAUGUCCUGGGCUCUGAGGGCUUCAGCUCAGGGAAACACAGCUGGGAGGUGGAGGUGGGAGAUCUUCCAGUCUGGACUGUUGGAUUGGCGAAAGAGUCAGUUGACAGGAGGGGAGAGAGAUCUGCUUCCCCAGAAUAUGGAAUCUGGUGUUUAUGGCAUGGUGAUGGAAAAUACAUUAAUGGUUCUGGUCAGUCAGUCAUAGUGAAGGAGAGUCUCCAGAGGAUCAGAGUCCAGCUGGACUAUGACAGGGGGGAGGUGUCCUUCUGCGACUCUGGAGACCUGAGUCACAUCUACACUCACAAAGACACUUUCACUGAGAAACUCUUCCCUUAUUUCCAUGUUGGACCAUCUGCUGGAGCCAAAACCACGACUCUCACCGUCUGUCAGGCUGAGAUUACUCUGUGAUGUUCAGGCAGGUUCACACAUUUAUAUCAAACUGAAGAACAAAAGAAAUGAAGAGAAAGAAAGUUUGAUCUGAUUGAAAUAAUUGGAAAACUUUUCCAGUUAAACAUGGGCUCACAGAAGUAAAUCAUCAAAUAUCAGUUUAUUGCCUCUGCAAUGCAGGCAUCUAAUGGUUUAUAAACAGUUUUUUCUUGAUUGUAUCAGUUCUUGUUUAAAUUACUGAUUCAAAAAGAUUAAUUUAAAACUAUUUUCUUCAUUUUUCCAGGAUAAAACAAAUCAUGUUACAUCCCAUGAAGUGUUUUGAAAAGAUUUAUUUGCAUUUUGUAUUGUCAGGAAAACACAAACACAUAAAAAAUAUCAACUAGUAUCAAUAACGAAAAAAAAAGUGUCCUCAAUGUUUUUUCUUUGUGGUCAGUGUAAUGUUUUGUUUCUGAAAAAACUGCUGCAUUGUUUAAGUUUCACAUGGAAACAAAAAAAAGGAAUUAAAUAUUUUCUAUAUGAAUAUAUUUGUUCUUGUUAUGUUAAAGCAGUAUAACUCUUUACAGCGCUGUGGCUUUUAAUUUGAAAGAUUGAAACAAGCUUAAAAUACUUCAACUUCCUCCAAACAGCCUCUUGAAUAGAUUUGUACAACAUUUCCAUUCCUGACGAUCGUCUCACUCGACAAACCUGAAAUCUUUCUCUUCCUGCUGGUUGGAAAAACUCUCAGAGUCACUGAAAUGAUUUAAUCCAGACAUGAUUCAUUGAUCACAGUUCAGUCUUCUGCUGUCUGCAUAUUGUCCAUGUUGGUGUCAGGAUCAUGAUCACUUUGUCAUAUAUUGUGAUUUAAAUCUUUUUUAAUGGAGGAGCCUCAUUGCCAGAUUAUUUUAGAUGAACAGGACUGAUUGUGAUCCACAGUUUGUUUCUUUGCUGCUGUGUUUAAGUUUUGUUCCGUUUUAAAUGGGACGGUUUCAUGUCUUCAGUUGUUUUCCUGUUUAUUUGACCUGAGAUUCUCAUUUCUCUCUUCUCAUUCUUCCUGUUUUGAUAAGUUAGUUUUAUUGUACUUUUGAUAAGUUUGGAGAAUCAAAGCUGUUGAUUGUAACUGAAGCCGAUUUCAAUUGUUCCCAGUCGCUGUUUUUAGUCUUUGCUUCAUUGUCAGUUUACUUUCUGUGACUGUUUAUUGUUUGUUUUCUUUAUUUCUCUCCACAUUGAUGAUGAUAAAGAUUUAUUUGACCUUUGUUAAUUCAGGAACAGACGACCUUUGUUUAGAGCCAUAAGGUCCAAAACCAGCAUGAAGAUGAUUGAAUCAGUAAUAAAGUGAAGUUGGAGUGAAAACGUGGCUUCCUGCUGAUGAGUGUGUGUGACUGUGUGUUUGUCCUGUGAUGGACGGCUGAGCCGUCCUGCUCCCCUGAAACACUGAGCUGAUAAAGAGGAGGAAGAGAUGGACACACUGAACACACACAGCUUUGUUCCAUUUCAAACAGAAUGAAUAUGAGCAGCACUAACUGUUGUGGAGACCGUCUGCAGAGUCUUCCUUUCUUUCAGAGUCCACAGCUCCCAGCAGCCCAACACAGGCUGGAAAGACACAGAACAUCAGUGAAAGCUCACC
This is a messenger RNA of Salarias fasciatus (jewelled blenny), 3132 nucleotides long. RefSeq names its product nuclear factor 7, brain-like. The transcript has a single exon. Gene Ontology annotation, molecular function: zinc ion binding; protein binding. The record is from RefSeq and is a predicted model, not a curated record. The coding region runs from base 126 to 1550 and encodes 474 amino acids. Lineage: Eukaryota; Metazoa; Chordata; Actinopteri; Blenniiformes; Blenniidae.